CAAUGUGGAGCACAGACUGCACUGAAAAUAAACCAGGAGCAUCACACUGUUAUGGGGACCAUGAAGAUGAAAAUAGUUCGAGUUGUUAUUUUGCUUUUAGUAGAUCUGUUGAACUGCUUUGCACAGUCAGAUGGAAACUUUUUAAUAUAUAGCGUGUUUUCUAACAAAUGCUUCACAAACUCUGUGGCAUUCACCAGGCUUUCUUAUUGUGACCCACAUGCCAUAUCACAACAGUUCCGCUGGAUUUCAAACGAUCGCAUUAUGAACAUUGUCUCAUCACAAUGCCUCGGUGUGGGAAGUAAGACAGUGGGCAGAACACUUCAGUGGUUAAAGUGUGAAGAAAACAAUAAACUGCAGCAGUGGGAAUGCAUCGGUGAUUCAAAACUUAAUUUAAAGAACGAAUCCCUGAACCUUGCUGCAAGUGAUACUGGUGUGCCAUACAUCUCCAAAAACAAUGGAACAGAGAGCAAAUUGACAAUUCAUGGAACGCUGAACAGUAUUUGUUCUCGGCCCUAUGAAGAAGUGUACACAAUCGAUGGAAAUGCAUUUGGGCGCCCAUGCUAUUUUCCUUUUAAAUAUCAGAACAAAUGGUAUUCAGAUUGUACUAAAGAUGGUGCCCAGAGUCAACGUCUAUGGUGUUCAGUUGAGUCUGAGUAUAAAGAUAAGGAACUGUGGGGCUACUGUCCAACACCUGACAAUACUUUCUGGUCCAAAAAUCCUCUGACAAACGUCUUUUAUCAGCUGAAUGAUAAGUCGGCCCUGACGUGGCAUCAAGCAAGAAAGAGCUGCCAGCAGCAGGGGGCGGAACUACUGAGUGUUUCUGAACCUCAUGAACACACUUUUGUGUCAGGAAUGACUGUGAAGACACAAAAUUCACUGUGGACAGGACUGAAUAAAUUAGAUGUGUCCAGUGGAUGGCAGUGGAGCAAUGGACAGCCUUUACGUUAUCUUAAAUGGAGCAGUGGAUUCCCAACAACUCAACCAGACUAUAGUUGUGGUGUCCUGCGAACUCAAUACAGUUCUGAAUGGACAAAUGAGCAUUGUUUUAACAGGCAAGGGUACAUCUGCCAAAGGGGCCACUCUGUUCCUACUGUCCCACCAGUGGUGCACACUGGUUUUUGCCAAAGCCCAUGGAUUCCAUAUUCAGGCCAUUGUUAUCUCCUCCAUCGCAACAAGAAAACUUGGCUGGAGGCUCGGGGUGCCUGUCUACGGGAAGAAGGAGACCUGCUGAGUGUUCUGAACACGGAGGAGCAAAGCUUUGUCAUCACACAACUUGGAUACUUAAAGACAGAUGAGCUGUGGAUUGGUUUCAAUGAUCGUAAAACUCAAAUGCUGUUUGAGUGGAGUGACCAGUCAAGCGUGCCGUUCGCCUCGUGGGAGGUGGGAGAGCCGAGUCACAACGCUGUCCAUGCAGAGGACUGUGUCUUUAUGAGAGGAGAGGAGGGAAAGUGGUCAGAUGAAAUUUGUGAACGCAAACAUGGGUUCAUCUGUAAGAAGAAAACCAGCUCUACGGCCUCUAAUAAUGACACUGUUGUGACAAGCCCAGGCUGUAAAACCGGUUGGUCCAGGUAUGGGUACUACUGUUACAUGGCUGGAUCCGAGACAAAGACUUUCGAGGAGGCGAAACAGAUGUGUGAAAAAGCUGGCUCUCAUCUGGUUGAUAUUGCAUCCAGGGUUGAAAACGCAUUCCUAGUAAGUUUAGUUGGUGCACGACCAGAGAAGUACUUCUGGACCGGGCUGUCCAAUCAAAAGGAUCUGCACACUUAUGAAUGGACCAACACUAAGAAAGUUCCGUAUACUCAUUUUAAUGCUGGGAUGCCAGGAAGGAAACAAGGCUGCGUCGCCAUGACGACGGGAUUGCUCGCUGGACUUUGGGAUGUGAUCAGCUGCUCAAAUAAGGAAAAGUACAUCUGCAAACAACCAGCUGAGGGACUGGUUACAACUCAAGCACCACCAACCACACCUGCUCUAGGCUGUAGUGAAGGUUGGAUACCAGUUGGAAAUAGAGACCUUUGUGUCAAGUUGUUUGAUGUAUUUUCCAGUCAACUGAAAACUUGGAGUGACGCUCUUGAUUACUGCCGAGAGCUUGGGGGAGAUCUUCUGAGCAUUCAUCAGGAUGCUGAUAUUCCUUGGAAAUUAAGUGGGCAUCCUGCAUGGAUUGGUUACUCAAUCCAGGAUCCAUCUGUGGGUUAUGUGUGGAGUGAUGGCUCUGCUUCAUCCUAUCAAAACUGGGCCAGUGAUGAACCGAACAAUUUAAACAACAUGGAGAAUUGUGUUGAAAUGAGAAUUUCGUGGUGGAAACAAGAUGGAGUUUGGAACGAUGUGAAUUGUCAAGACAAGAAGGACUGGUAUUGUCAAAUCCCAAAAGGAAAGACUCCAAAGGAAGUGAAUGUUACAGAACCAGUUUAUAAUGUAACCGAGGACGGCUGGAUCGAAUUCAAAGGGAAUCAGUAUUUGAUGUCUGAAUACCCAUCUCUCUCUGUGAAAGAAGCACGGAUUAAAUGCAAGAAAGGGCAUGGUGAUCUUGUAGUUAUAAAUGAUGAGGAAGAGCGUGUGUUCAUCUGGCAUCAGACUAAAGCAAUGUUCAAUGGUAUCAUCAUUGGUUUGGCUGUUGAUCUGGAUGGGUCUUACCAGUGGAUGGAUGGGUCCCCUGUAGUGUAUAAGGCUUGGGAAGAAAAUCAGCCCAGCCUGUUAAACAGUGAGGAAAGAUGUGUGAAGAUGACACGAACUCAAGGACUCUGGGAAACCAUCAACUGCGGUGAAGAAUUCUCAUAUGUUUGUAAACGAAGUGAGUCUCCUCCGGUCAAUGCCACAGUGGCUCCCACAGAGGAGCCGAAAGGAGGAUGUGCUCCUGAAUGGAAAAAAUUUGAUACAAAGUGCUACAUCAUGAGAGACGACUUGAAAACAUGGAAAGAUGCAAGAGAAUACUGCAGAGAGAUGGGUGGAGAUUUGGUAUCUAUUUUAAAUAGACAACAACAAGCCUAUUUUACAACAAUGGUCAGUAAUACAACUACAAACUUUUGGAUUGGAUUCAGCAAUUUGGCAAAUGGAAGGUUCAGGUGGACAGAUGGAAGUACUGUGGAAUUCACAGCCUGGGCCAGAGGAGAACCAGAAACCAAUAGUUGGCCUGUGUACUCCUGGGAAAGAUAUCACUUUUCAAAUGAUCAGAAAUGUACCGUUCUUGGACGAGGUUCGGGUACUGGCUUUGGAAUGUGGGUAGCAACGGACUGUAAUUCGACCCAAGGCUUCAUCUGCUCCCGUCAUGUUGAUCCUGCUCUGACCCCUGUGCCAUUCCAAUUUCCUGAAACUUAUUUCAAGAUUGGAAAUUCAUCGCUUAAAAUGAUUCAAAGGAAUCAAACAUGGAGUGAGGCGAACCGAACCUGCAAUGCCGACACUGCUCAACUGGUCAGCAUCCGGAGCUCAAUAACACAAGCUUAUGCUGAGCUGCAGGUCUUCAGAACCAAGCAGCCCGUGUGGAUCGGUCUAAACAGCAUACAGACCAGUGGUUACUUUUCAUGGUCAAGUAACUGGCACAUGAAUAUGGAGAAAUGGGCAUAUGGUGAGCCACAGCAAAACCACCCAUGUGUUUACAUGGAUGUAGAUGGACAAUGGAGAACAGCUCUCUGCAAUGAAACCUUUAACAGUAUCUGUGAGCAAACAACAGAGAUUCCACCCUCCCCUCCGGUACAGUAUCCUGGCCAGUGCCCUGCAACAACAGAUGAAAGCCCACUGAGGUGGAUCCCAUUCAGAGACAGUUGCUAUGCUUUUGUGAAGGACCUCCAACCGUGGAGCAGAGCCUCCAGAUUGUGUCUGACAUGGGGUGCAUCUCUCGUCAGCAUUAUGGAUAAAGCGGAGCAUAGGUUUAUAGAAAACAACCUUUUCCUGCUUGAAAGUUAUGAAGGGUUUUGGAUAGGAUUGUUUAAGACCUCUAAAGGACACUGGUUGUGGUUGGACGGCAAUGUGGUAGAUUAUACUAACUGGGAAAAUGUGGAAAAUAUGGAUGAAGAAGAAACUAUGGAAGACUUGAUGUGGGAUCCCACCUGCACACAUAUCUCUACUGAAACUAAAAGAUGGAGGAAAAAGCAUUGCGAUCACUCCUACAUGUCAUUUAUCUGCAAAACGGCCAAAGUGAUACCUCCAACCACUAAGGCACCAGUUAUAGGUCCUCCUGAACCUCAUAGGGUUUAUACAGGCUUGGCAGUGUUCUUGGCCAUCGCAGGGUUUGGAGUAUUAGGAGUUCUAGCCUACAUUUACAUAAAAAAAAAUCCAAAAAGACUUUCUUUACCUGCAUUUGAAAAUCCGGCGUAUGGUAACAUAGGGGACGCACUUUUUAGAAGUAAAGAUUCCAAGGCAUUGAUUGAUAACAUUGAGAUAGCUGAAUAGACCAGUGCUUCAUGCUCUACAAACCUGCUUAUAUAAAAUGUCAUGUACAGUACAGUCAGCUCUUCAUUAGCAGAAAUGUAUCAUUUGGUUUUAUCUCAAAGGGGUGAAUUGUCAUGGUAAUGGCCAGCUGAUAUGUGUAUCUGCUUAUUACACGGCUACUUAACAAAAUAAGUCCACGAACAUGCAGAUUGAGUUAAUAUUAUAUUAUUAUGUAGAAACUAAAGCGAUUUCAGUGUUAUUAUCAUAGAGCUGGACAUAAAAUGCCUUCAUGGGUUAAUAUGAUUACUAUUUUCCUGUAUAUUUUUCUGUGAAGAUAUUAUAGAGCUUUUGUGCAAGUACUCUAAAAUCUUCAAAGAUAGAUCCUCAUAUUAGUUUUGUAGAUUUUCAAAGUAAACUGCAACGGUACAAACCCAACAAAUUACAGGUGUGGACUGAUUUUCAUCUUUGUGGGUGCAGUGCUAAACCUUGGAUGAGAUGACGUAUGUCACAAAAUACAGUAUGAAUGUUGGACACAAAUUUUAGAAAAUCUUAUGUAUAAUUGUAUCUGUAAUGUCUUGUAUAAUUCAAAGGAAAAAUCCCACCAUAAAGCAGAGAACUGUUUUUGUCAAAAUGACGCAUUUAUGUGAUGUCGUGUACUGAAUGUAUAUUCAGAGGAAAGUACAAUAAAUGUUUCAGAUUAUUAUAACUUGA
Molecule: messenger RNA, 5073 nt
Organism: Triplophysa dalaica
Lineage: Eukaryota; Metazoa; Chordata; Actinopteri; Cypriniformes; Nemacheilidae
Gene: mrc1b
Product: mannose receptor, C type 1b
Exons: 31
Coding region: 52-4383 (1443 amino acids)
Molecular function (GO): signaling receptor activity
Source: RefSeq, a predicted model, not a curated record